Messenger RNA from Amborella trichopoda, 1510 nucleotides. Its product is annotated as putative protein S-acyltransferase 15. Lineage: Eukaryota; Viridiplantae; Streptophyta; Magnoliopsida; Amborellales; Amborellaceae. Gene Ontology annotation, molecular function: palmitoyltransferase activity. The record is from RefSeq and is a predicted model, not a curated record.
AUCACUCCUUAUUGAAAACAUGCAAUUCUCUGCCCCCAAAAUCACUCCCUAUGUUACGCACUUCUUUCCAGCACGAAUUUCUCAAAAAUAUUCUAGGAAAUGAAAAACCCACCUUCGUCUUACUCUAUGUAAACCGUUUCUCUAUUGAAAACCUGCAAUUCUCUUCCGGUUUUCCUCUAAUUCAAAGGAAUAUGUGGCGUGUAUUAUAAAUGUUCCUUAGGAUUUUCUAUGGAGAUGAAGAGAAGGUUCCUCUCUCUUCCUGUAUUUGUGGUCCUAUUGCUCAUUGUCUUUGUUUACUACUCCACUGUCUUCGUAUUUAUAGAGGAAUGGCUGAGUUUGAAAAGCUCUCAUGGCCUAUUGAAUUCCUUAAUUUUCACUUUUUUUGCGGCCAUGAUCCUUUCAUCAUAUGCCACUGCAAUUCUCAGAGAUCCAGGUCGUGUUCCUUAUGGUCUUGUGCCUGAUAUUGAAGGCUCAAAUGAUAACAUAAAUGGGCCAAAAGAAACGGGUGCACAUAAAAGGUAUUGUGAGAAAUGUUGCCAUCACAAGCCUCCACGAGCACACCACUGUCGUGUCUGCAGGAGGUGUGUGCUGAGAAUGGACCAUCACUGUAUCUGGAUAAAUAACUGUGUGGGUCAUGGAAACUAUAGGCCCUUCCUUGUCUCUGUCUUGUAUUCUGGCAUAGCAAGCACAUAUUCCAUGGUGAUAUUUCUAUGCAAUACCCUGCAGAAGUAUGAUCAAUUCUCUACUCUCGCAUACAAUGUUUUUUAUGUAUUUUGUGGGGCAAUCAUAGUUUCAUUGUGCUUGGUGCUUGACAGUCUCUUGGGUUGGCAAAUCUACCUCCUUUGUCGUAACAUGACAACCAUAGAGUAUCGUGCGGGGGUUAGGGCCAAGUGGCUUGCCAAGAAAGCUGGUCAGAACUAUCACCAUCCAUAUGACCUUGGUGUCUGCAAGAAUCUCAACUCGGUGCUAGGCCAAAAUAUGUUAAUGUGGGUGUGCCCAAUAAGCAGCGGACAUCGCAGUGAUGGGAUCCAUUUCCCUACUUCACGUGACUGACUGUGAGAUGAUUUAGCAAAUUGACACAGUAAAUUGAUGCAUCAGCAGGAGGUUAAUUGCCAUGUUCCUUAAGGGACCUUGUUGUGGAUGACCCAGAUGGGAAGAGACUGAAGCUUUCUUACACUGUUAUUUGAAACCCAUUCUCUUGUCGCGUUACAACUCAUAAAGCCAUUUCAAGUGUUAAUUAAAAUGUGUGUGAGAGAGAGAGAGGGAGAGAGAGGGAGAGGGAGAGAGGGAGAGAGAGAGAGAGACCUGGAUGUCGGAAACAAUUAGCUAUGUCCUUCAAACUACUGAAACAAUGAGCCCUGUCCUUCAAACUACCGUCCUCCAAUCCAGUUUAGAACAUAAAAUGGAUGAUCUCUGUCAUGGCUUACUUUUUACCAAAUUGAUGAUAAAGGGUUGUAAACUGCGAGCAUUUAAUUUGAUGUCUAUUAUUAUUGGUAGUGGACUUUAUUAA